GCGUGGCUUACGAUGGGUGAAGGAUGGUUGGUGGAUACCGGCGGACGAUUGUGUAAGGUUGAAGGGUUGGGACCCGUGGCCCGAGCCAACGGAGACAAGCGGCAACGGGAAGGACAACAAUGAUCGGCUAAUGGGCGAGUGGCGCGCAUCGGCCCAUGAUGCGCGCGGUUGGACCGAACAGGCCACACACGGAAAUGCGACACGCGGUCAAGACGAGGGGGUCGACUGGGACGCGUUGGCGUUCGGCAGCACAAGUACGGGCGCACGACGAGAAUACGAGGAGCGCGCAUCGGGUGCGCGUGAAUAUGUGCCAGAUGAGAAUUCGAGCACGCGGACGGCAGCAGGCGUACGCGGGUACGAGCAGGCCGCGGAGACGGCUGGGAUGCGCCGUACUUGCGGGGGUGACGAGGACGCGCGCGGGGAGACCAGCGGGGGCGCAAAGCGCGCGAUGGCGCGCGAUUGGCAGGCAGGCACGAGAGACCUAGUCCGCGCGGGACUAGGCGAGGCACGGGGCACACAUGCGCGGGAUGAUGGCAGCAGCGAUGGGGAGCGCGCGAUGGAACGCGAGUGCACUACAGGCGCGAGUAUCCUAUGCGCGGAAGGAUUAGGCGACUCACGAGAAGGGACGCACGCGCUGGACGAUGGCGGCACGGACGGGGACCGCAUUAGCGC
Striga hermonthica is the source of this 672-nucleotide messenger RNA. The record is from the annotation of a GenBank genome assembly. NCBI's taxonomy places the organism in Eukaryota, Viridiplantae, Streptophyta, Magnoliopsida, Lamiales, Orobanchaceae.